Messenger RNA from Monodelphis domestica (gray short-tailed opossum), 1170 nucleotides. NCBI's taxonomy places the organism in Eukaryota, Metazoa, Chordata, Mammalia, Didelphimorphia, Didelphidae. The record is from RefSeq and is a predicted model, not a curated record.
AGUGAGGUGGUGAAGUCUCCUCGGUUUCUUUUCUGUUACCUAACCUAGCUAAGAGCCCGGGGGGGGCUCAUUGCCCUCUCUUGCUGCCCAUAGCGGGAAUGGUGGAAGCCAGCCUGGGAACAGAAGGGGAGGUGUGGACCAGGCCGGACCCAGCGAGGGUCCGGAUGGAAUGAGGAAGGACGGCGGGUAGGGGGAACCCCUAAGAAUGCAUACGUUCGGGGUAACUAAGGCUGGCUAGAGAAGCAGAGACCCGACUGGGAACCAACGGCUUACGGUUGCUGGAAUGUGACCGGACCGAGGAAACGGAUAAAGUAAAAAAGAGUGGGGUCUGGGGAAAGCUGUGCUACUGAGACUCGGAGCAGGCUGGAAUAAGGAGGUGAUUGGCUCCGUGGGAGUCGGAAUCAAAAGACUGGUCUACAGAGAUGGUUGACUCCACCAAGGUGUUACAACUUUUUAAAACCUUGCAUAGGACUAGACAACAAGUUUUUAAAAACGAUGUCAGAGCACUUGAAGCAUCAAGAAAAAAGAUAAAUGAAGAAUUCAAGAGUCAUAAAAAUGAGACUUCACCCGAGAAAAUAGAAGAGUUGAUCAAGAUAGGUUCUGAUGUUGAAUUAAUACUCAGAAAAUCUGUUAUACAAGGUAUUCACACAGAUCACAACACUUUGAAAUUAGUUCCUAGGAAAGAACUCCUUACAGAAAGUAAACCUUCCUGUAAUGUACCUACCCAGAAGCCUUGAAUCUUAAGUAAAGUUACACUUUAUGCCUACAAACACAAAACAACAAUUAGAAUGUGCAUCUUGAAUACAUUUUACACUGGUAGGGCACAAUGGGGAAAAGCUAAUUGUACAAAAGAAACAAUGUGUAUUUUAACUACAUUUUACAUUGGAAGGACAUCAUUGUUUUGGUAAAAACUCAUUGUGGUGAAUGUUUGGGAAAAAUAUUUGAUAAGAUUUCAUUUUUAUUGAAAAUCACUCCAUGUUUUUCCAAAGAUAAGUCAUAUAAGAUAUGUCAUAUUCAUGUUUCUUGUGAAUUUGUUUUGUAUUCUUUUGAUUUUACCAUGAGUAAUUGAGAAGGAAAUGUUUUAACAAACUGACUCGUUUUCUAUUAAAUUCUAGCCUAAAAUGUGUACUCAAAGUGUUCAAUAUAAUCAAAAAUGUUAGUGUUCUGGCA